This is a messenger RNA of Drosophila subobscura, 934 nucleotides long. Its product is annotated as farnesol dehydrogenase. Bases 30 to 779 code for a protein of 249 amino acids. The transcript has 2 exons. Lineage: Eukaryota; Metazoa; Arthropoda; Insecta; Diptera; Drosophilidae. The record is from RefSeq and is a predicted model, not a curated record.
ACUCAGUUGUUUGUCAGUCGCGAAAGAACAUGGAACGUUGGCAGAAUCGUGUGGCAGUGAUAAGUGGCGCCAGUUCGGGCAUUGGGGCCGCCUGUGCCCGACUGCUGGUGGCCGCCGGCCUUCAGGUGGUGGCUCUGGCCCGGCGCACCGAACGCUUGGAACAGCUGCGCCAAUCGCUGCCACUGGAGCAGCAGAGGCUCUUCCAUCAGCGCACGUGCGAUGUCUCGCAGGAGUCGCAAGUGAAUGGCACCUUCGAGUGGAUCGAACGGGAGCUGGGCGGCAUUGAUGUGCUGAUCAAUAAUGCGGGCAUUGUUCUGGGCGGCCAGCUGAUCGACAUGCCCACCCAGGAGAUCAGCAAUGUCCUGCAAACGAAUCUCAUGGGCAGCAUCUACUGCACCAAGCUGGCCACCAGCAGCAUGCGCCGUCGACAGGUUCCCGGACAUUUGUUCUUUGUGAACAGCACCGCUGGUUUGGGUGGCUACAAGCCAGAUCCUGUCGACGAGAGCCUCAAUGCCUACACCCCCAGCAAAUUCGCUCUCACGGCUGUACACGAAAUAUGCAGACAGGAGCUCAUCGCACAUAAAUCCAAGAUCAAGACAACGAGCAUCAAUCCCGGUUGGGUGGCCACCGAAAUCGUGCCAGACGAAACCAAAGAAAAGCUGGGCGAUGUGAUACUCCAGGCGGACGAUGUGGCCCAGGCAGUGCUCUAUGCCCUCUCCACGCCGCCCCAUGCCCAGGUGGAGCAGAUAACGCUGCGAGCCGUUGGCGAAUACUUUUGAUAACACACAGAGCCCCCCAACCCCCUUACUGAUAACAGAUUAAGCCACGGACCAGCCCACUCCGUAGUGGUUGUAAGCACUGUAAUCGACACUCAAUGGCAAUCAAAUAAACGAAACAGAGGAGGGGAACGACCUCAGAUACAGAUACAAACACA